CCCGCCUGACCAGUUUCCACGACGACAAGUUGUGACAAAACUCACCUCCGCCCCGCUUAUCGGGGUCUCGGCCGAACCGGGCAAGCAUGCUGCGGCCACUCGGUCUCCAAAGUGAACGCGAGAGGAAAAGCCCUUCUUUAAACAUGGCUGCUGAGUAGCGGAUGUAAAAAAAAAAAAAAAAAAAAUGGCUACACCUGCGUCCGCUCGCCCUUCUCCGGCCGGCGUCGUUUAAAGGGACUCCAAACUACUAAGCGUCCGCGAACGCUACCAACUGAGCUGCGCGAUACUUGAAUAUCAUUUUAAUGCGGUUAAAAAGGAGAUAAAUAACGACUUUAUUGGCUGCCGAAUCGCCGCCACCAGUUCCGGUAAAACCGCGACCACUUUGGCGUCAUCCGCCGAACGUCGGACUUUUUUGCAAGCCCCGUCGCGGAAAGGAAAGCGCGGAAGGUCUUCAAAAUGAGCAAAAGAGUCAAAUCUGCCAGCAUGCCAGAAGUGGAGGAACACAUCUCCACCAAAUACGACAUCAGGAAAAGACUUGGCAAAGGGGCCUACGGCAUCGUUUGGAAGGCGGUGGACAGGCAAACGGGCGAGGUUGUCGCCGUCAAGAAGAUCUUCGACGCCUUCAGGAACAAGACGGACGCUCAGCGGACCUUCCGAGAAGUCGUUUUCCUGCAGGAGUUUGGAGAUCACCCCAACGUGGUCAAGCUCCAAAACAUCAUCCGGGCGCAAAACGACAAAGACAUUUACCUCGUCUUCGAGUACAUGGACAGUGACCUGCACGCGGUGAUUAAAAAAGGAACGCUUUUAAAGGACAUCCACAAGCGGUACGUCAUGUACCAGCUGCUCAAAGCGGUCAAAUAUCUGCACUCGGGGAACGUCAUCCACCGGGACCAAAAGCCUUCCAACGUCCUCGUGGACUCUGACUGCGUGGUCAAGCUGUGCGACUUCGGUCUGGCCCGCUCCCUCAACCAGGACCAAGAAGACAGCGGCAACCCGGCGCUGACGGAGUACGUGGCCACCAGGUGGUACCGGGCUCCGGAGAUCCUGCUGGGCUCCACCAGGUACACGAAGGGCGUGGACAUGUGGAGCCUGGGCUGCAUCCUGGGGGAGAUGUUGCUGGGAGAAGCCUUGUUCCCCGGGACGUCCACCAUCAAUCAGCUGGAGCAGAUCAUGAGCGCCAUCCCGCACCCCUGCGCCGAAGAUGUCCUCGCCGUCAAGUCUGAAAUCGGGUCCUCGGUGGUUCAAAGAAUGUUACGGAGGCCGCCGGCGCCUUUUGAGGACCUCCUGCCUUCGUCGGUGCCCCCCGACGCUUUGGACCUCCUGAAGGGUUUGCUGGUCUUCAACCCCGACAAGAGGCUGACUGCGGAAAAAGCCCUCCAGCACCCUUACGUAGCCAGGUUCCACAAUCCGGACAAGGAGCCGUCUCUCAACUACGACGUAGUUCUGCCGCUGGACGACGACGUGCAGUUGUCUGUGGACCAGUACCGUAACAAACUGUACGAGAUGAUCCGGGAGAGGAAAAGCCAACAGGGCAAACUCCGACUCCUGCGCCCCAAAGAAGCCGUCACCGCCACGGAGGACGUCGGCCACAAGGACAGAGGAGACGACAACCGGGACGCGAAGGCCGAAUGCGAAAGCCAACAGGGGCCGGCGGACGCGUCGCCGCCUGCCCCCGCGGAGAAGACGGACCCCUCCGAGGACCCCCGCCCGGGCAGAUGCACUUAUAACCCCAUCACGCACGCUCCGAAUGGCUUUGCUCACUCGACCUCGGCCUGCAGGAAAGCAGCGAGACAGACAAGCGGCAGUGCCACCGUGCCGCCAACAGAGGGCGACAGAGCUAACACAUCCAUGGACCAGAUUAUCCAGCGCGGUCGCUCAGCCCCGGCGCACCCCAACCGCUCCUUCUCGCUGACGUUCGCCCAAGCCCAGAACAACCCGCUGGUGCGCAAGACCGAGUCGCCCCCGGGACUGAACGCCGCCAGCGCAAACUCUAACCAGCGCUCCAGUCCUCAGGGCCGCGACGGUCGACCGGCGCCGCGCUUCAGCAAGAAGGUCUUUCAGAACAACUGCAACGUGCCGGCGGCGGGCGACCCCCGCGCCAAGCUGGGCAGCUACUGCCAGGCGUACGGGACCAUUAGCAAGACGGAGCUGGACAACCUCCUGCAGGCGCGAGCGUACGACCAAUAGCGCGUGACGCCCGCACCACCGGUCAGCGGACGAGAAAACGGACCUCCUAGGAGGCGGGGCUUACUAACGAAUUCUCCGAGGAAUAACGGAUGACAAGACAAUGUCUUCUUGACGGGUUUUUUAUAAAUCGUUGACAAAUUGUCUAACUUUAAAAAAUUCUGGGCUUUUGUGAGGAAAAGAAAGCAAUUUCUUGUCAAUUUACUUUUUCUUUUUUUUUUAACCAAAG
This is a messenger RNA of Syngnathoides biaculeatus (alligator pipefish), 2413 nucleotides long. RefSeq names its product mitogen-activated protein kinase 15 (gene mapk15). Gene Ontology annotation, molecular function: MAP kinase activity; ATP binding. The record is from RefSeq and is a predicted model, not a curated record. Bases 457 to 2187 code for a protein of 576 amino acids. Lineage: Eukaryota; Metazoa; Chordata; Actinopteri; Syngnathiformes; Syngnathidae. Gene Ontology annotation, biological process: intracellular signal transduction; protein phosphorylation. Gene Ontology annotation, cellular component: cytoplasm; nucleus. The transcript is spliced from 14 exons.